GAGUCUUCCCAUCCGUUCACGAACCUGCAACAGCCACCGUAAGCUUGAAGUCAGAACCCCCGAGCAGAGUGCUAGGCGUCAGCCUUUUUCCAGAAAAACUCAGACCACCGGAGAACUCCGUUAGUCGUGUUUCAGAAUAUCAGUUCGUACGCCAUCGAAGUCAUCAUCGUUUUCCGAUCACGAACAGCCACCUCGGUCCCAUUCGUCGAGGUUACCGUUCGAGCUUUCGAGGUUCGUUCGUCCAACCCGUCCUUCCGAAAUUCUCGAAGACGGGAAGGCAUUUGCAGCGCUAUAAUCAGGGAUUUCGUCAGGUUGUUGGAUGCAUACCUUAUAGAAUCAGAAAAACUAGCAGAUCCCCUUUAAUCCAUGGGACCCUUAUUGAAGAUGUAGAAGUCCUUCUUAUCAGCUCACAAAAAAGUCCAAGAAUGAUGUUCCCAAAGGGCGGAUGGGAACUCGAUGAAGACAUCGAAUUAGCCGCCUCAAGGGAGACGCUAGAGGAAGCCGGUGUGAUCGGCUUACUCGGGGAAAAAAUAGGCGAGUGGCGAUUCAAGAGCAAAAGCCAAGAGAAGUAUCACGAGGGCUCGAUGUUCCCCUUGUUGGUCACCGAGGAAUUAGACACGUGGCCCGAGAAAAGUGUUCGCCGACGAGUUUGGAUGAAGGUGAACGAGGCUAGAGAAGCGUGCGCUCAUUCAUGGAUGAAAGAAGCCCUUGAGUUGUUCGUUUGCCAGGUGGCGCCUCGGGAGGAGGAGAAGACAGCUUUGGGGUUGUGUAGGUUGGGGUUGUGCCGGGCGGAGGAUCACCUAAGGCUCUCGAUCGGGCCUCAAAAUGCUGAUCAUGAGGAUGUUGAUAGUUAUUUGAUAAGUUGA
Messenger RNA from Striga hermonthica, 866 nucleotides. Lineage: Eukaryota; Viridiplantae; Streptophyta; Magnoliopsida; Lamiales; Orobanchaceae. The record is from the annotation of a GenBank genome assembly.